AGAACCUUACAGCCAGUCUCGGCCAGCGGGGAGCUCGCUUCUUUCAGCUUUUCUGAGGUAACCAAGUCCACAGUCACCAUGUCUGACACAGAGGAAAUUGAUCAGGCUGUAGCAGAGGAGGUAGUAGAGGAAGUAGAGGUGGCCCCUGAGGCGGCCCCUGAGCCAGAACCAGAGCCAGAGCCAGAGCCAGAACCAGAACCAGUGGUAGAACCAGAACCAGAGCCUGAGCCAGAGCCUGAGCCAGAACCAGAGGAGGUGCAUGAAGAGGCCCCGGAGGAGGAAGAGGAGAAGCCAAAGUUCAAGCCCAGCGCACCCAAGAUCCCCGAUGGUGAGAAAGUGGACUUUGAUGACAUCCAGAAGAAACGUCAGAACAAGGACCUGAUCGAGCUGCAGGCUCUGAUCGACGCUCACUUCGAGUGCAGGAAGAAGGAGGAGGAGGAGCUCAUCGCCCUCAAGGAGAGAAUCGAGAAGCGUCGUGCUGAGAGAGCCGAGCAGCAGAGGAUCCGCGCUGAGAAGGAGAAGGAGCGUCAGGCCAGACGUGAGGCUGAGAGGCUGCAGAAGGAGGAGGCUGAUGCCAAGAAGAAGGCAGAUGAGGAGGCCAAGAAGAAGUCCGCCCUGUCCAGCAUGGGCGCCGUCAGCAGCCACCUGCAGAGGGCUGACCAGAAGAGAGGAGGCAAGAAAGAGACUGAGAGAGAGAAGAAGAAGAAGAUCCUGGCUUCCAGACGCAAGGCGCUCAACAUCGACCAUCUGAACGAGGACAAGCUGAAAGACAAGAUCAACGAGCUGUACGAUUGGAUGCGCCAGCUGGAGUCUGAGAAGUUCGACCACAUGGAGAGACUGAAGAGGCAGAAGUACGAGGUCACAACCCUGCGUAAGAGAGUGGAGGAGCUCAGCAAGUUCAGCAAGAAGGGCGCCGCCGCCCGCCGCAGAAAGUAGAGCGUGUCGGCGUGCCGCUCGGAAGCCAAACUGCGAUCCUAGCGGCCAGACGCCCGAUGAAGCGACGCACACCGCGGCGAAGGUCGUAGCUCAGAAGCCAAUCACAGCGAGGCUCUCCGCCUCCAGUUUCACCGCCGUUGCCGUGUUCCAGCACGCAACCCGGAGCCGUUAGCUGCUGCCGCUGCUGUAGGGAAAACCAGCCGCCACCGCGCUUCCUCGCCCUGACUGUUUGGUUCUCAGUGUUUUUGUAAAUAAAGUGUGACUCUUCAAGCC
Messenger RNA from Myripristis murdjan (pinecone soldierfish), 1209 nucleotides. RefSeq names its product troponin T type 3a (skeletal, fast) (gene tnnt3a). Gene Ontology annotation, biological process: regulation of muscle contraction; muscle contraction; sarcomere organization. The record is from RefSeq and is a predicted model, not a curated record. Gene Ontology annotation, cellular component: troponin complex. The transcript has 14 exons. Bases 79 to 936 code for a protein of 285 amino acids. Lineage: Eukaryota; Metazoa; Chordata; Actinopteri; Holocentriformes; Holocentridae. Gene Ontology annotation, molecular function: troponin C binding; troponin I binding; tropomyosin binding.